AUGCUGCCAAUCCUGCUCACGCUCAUCUCCUCCCUUGGCGCUGCAUCCGCGACCCUCCCGGCAAAGACCGCUGCGCGAGACGCAGGCCCUCCGGCCGGAUGCGGCAACGAGCUCCCCGACGGCAUCGAAGCCGGCGUGUCGGUCAACACAACCAUUGACAUCGCUGGCGUCGAGCGGCAGUACCGCAUUCACUUGCCGGACAACUACGACGCGAACACGCCUGUGCCGCUAAUACUCUCCUAUCACGGCCGUGGCAAGGACAUGAAGUUCCAGGAGGAGCUCUCGCAGUUCUCGAACAAAUCCAACAACCCGAACGCCAUUGCCGUGUACCCGCAGGGCGUGCCGACCGCCGGCGGCACCCACCAAUGGUUAGGGGACAUUUCAGCCACCGCUUCUGUGAACAACGAUAUACAGUUCACCACCGAGCUCAUUGCGAAUCUGAGCUCGACUUACUGCAUCGAUCCCGCGCGAGUGUAUGCCACUGGUAAAUCCAAUGGCGCUGGUUUCACGACUCUACUCGCAUGCGACCCCGAUGCUUCUCUCCAGAUUGCUGCCUUCGCUCCCGUGAGCCCAGCCAUCUACAAGGGGGUGCUCGGUGCACCCGAAGGCGAGCUUCCUCCCUGCAAGCCCAGCCGAAUUCCCAUCCCGAUCAUGGAGUUCCAUGGCUUUGCGGAUGGGCAAAUCGGGUACAACGGCACCUCGAAGCGCGGUGACACGGCGGACAUUCCUGAGUAUAUGAAUGACUGGGCUACGCGCAACGGCUUUGAUGCGGACAAGAACAAGACGACUGACGUAUGCGCCGACACCGAGUUUCCGGCGGCGUGGAAGCAUAGCUGGGGUAAUGGCCUCGUGCAGCACUACAACGCGUCCAAUUUGGGGCACACCUGGCCUGACACGUACGAGAAUGCGGAUGGUGGCCGCCAAACGUGUUAUGAUGCUACGCCCUUGAUUAUGGAGUUUUUUCAGAGGUUUACGCUGUGA
Molecule: messenger RNA, 981 nt
Organism: Diplodia corticola
Lineage: Eukaryota; Fungi; Ascomycota; Dothideomycetes; Botryosphaeriales; Botryosphaeriaceae
Product: carbohydrate esterase family 1 protein
Exons: 2
Coding region: 1-981 (326 amino acids)
Molecular function (GO): feruloyl esterase activity
Source: RefSeq, a predicted model, not a curated record